Erinaceus europaeus (western European hedgehog) is the source of this 1621-nucleotide messenger RNA. RefSeq names its product FGFR1 oncogene partner 2 (gene FGFR1OP2). The record is from RefSeq and is a predicted model, not a curated record. NCBI's taxonomy places the organism in Eukaryota, Metazoa, Chordata, Mammalia, Eulipotyphla, Erinaceidae. The transcript is spliced from 7 exons. The coding region runs from base 191 to 952 and encodes 253 amino acids. Gene Ontology annotation, biological process: response to wounding.
GCCCCCAACCCUGACUCGGGAUGGGGCUGCGCGACGCUGAUAGCCUGUCCAGCCCUGCACUGCCUCUGCCGGCUUCGGAGUCCGCCCGCUGAAGGAGCUCAGCGCGCCGGAAGCGUCUGUCUUUGGGUCCGCGCGGGAGGAGGCUUAAAGUCGCGAUCGCCCCAGCGGGCCGACAUUGCCAGCUUCAGAAAUGAGUUGCACAAUCGAGAAGGCCCUGGCUGACGCGAAGGCACUGGUAGAGAGGCUGCGGGAUCACGAUGAUGCGGCCGAGUCUCUGAUUGAGCAAACCACAGCCCUCAACAAGCGUGUGGAGGCCAUGAAGCAGUAUCAGGAAGAAAUUCAAGAACUUAAUGAAGUUGCAAGACACCGGCCGCGGUCCACAUUAGUGAUGGGAAUCCAGCAAGAAAACAAGCAGAUCAGAGAACUACAACAAGAAAACAAAGAAUUACGAACAUCCCUAGAAGAACACCAGUCUGCCUUGGAACUUAUAAUGAGCAAAUAUCGAGAGCAAAUGUUUAGAUUGCUAAUGGCUAGCAAAAAAGAUGAUCCGGGUAUAAUAAUGAAGCUUAAAGAGCAGCACUCAAAGAUUGACAUGGUACACCGUAAGCAGUCUGCAGGAGUCAUCCUUGAUGCAUCUCAGCACAUCCUUGAAGCACCUCAACACGGACUGGAGAGGAGGCGCUUGGAAGCCGAUCAGAAUGAACUACAGGCACAUGUGGACCAGAUAACUGAAAUGGCAGCUGUGAUGAGGAAAGCCAUUGAAAUUGACGAGCAACAGGGCUGCAAAGAGCAGGAACGGAUAUUUCAGCUGGAACAAGAAAACAAAGGUUUGAGAGAGAUCCUGCAGAUAACUCGAGAAUCCUUCUUGAACCUUCGGAAAGAUGACCUGUCAGAAAGCACAUCCCUGUCAGCACUCGUGACCACUAGUGACCUGAGUCUGAGGAAGAGCUGAAGUUUUCUUCGAAGGCCCCAAUGUGCUCUGAGGCUGAGCCCCCAGAAAGCAGGGAUGAACAGGACGCAGAAUUCCAAGCCACGAUUUGUUUUUCCCCCCUCCCACCCCCAAUGAACUGGCAAUGACAGUUCUUAAGAGAUAGCAGCAACCAAAACAUGCAUAGUUGACAGUUACAGUUAUUCCAAAAUGUACUGAAAAGUAGGAACUAAACCUUUGUUCCCUGAUGAACCAAGUCAAGGUUUCUGCAGUGACAGCUAAACAUAUCAGGAACCUUCCGCAGCACUGUGGGCUUCCUGGGGGAGAUUUGGAUCAAUAUGUACACUCCCAUUAAUGUCUGAGAGCUCAUGAAACUGUCACUGUUUACAGUACAUAGCUUGUCACGCAUGGUUUUGUGAGUGGAAGACCCUCAUGUCAGAAUUACCAAAUCUUUUGUGUACCAGGAGAUUCAGCUUUAAUAAUUGCCUGUCUACCUUCCCGUUAAUUUAAAUGUUUAUCAAAGAAAAUUCAGUUUUAAAGAUGGUAGGAAUGUUCUAUAUGUACCAAAAAAGAGGUGAUUUAAUUUUAGCUAAUUUACCAUAAUUCUCAGUUAAUAGUUGUCCACAACUUGCUCAAGUAUGUGAAAUAUUUCAGGAAUGAAAAAGAAGGAAUACUACUUUCUACGAAAGAUCU